Messenger RNA from Amoebophrya sp. A120, 3425 nucleotides. Lineage: Eukaryota; Dinophyceae; Syndiniales; Amoebophryaceae. The record is from the annotation of a GenBank genome assembly.
AGCAAAGGCAAAACUAACCCUAAAAAAAUAUAAGUUGCCCGCAAUAUUCAUAUAUACUUAAAUCAAGAGCAUACUUUAUACUUUUUGGUAUUUCUCUGCUACGUCGCCGGUUGGGUACGCGGCAUGAAAAAGAUUCGCUCCUGGUGUGACGAAACUCGUGCCCCUCUCUCUCUUCGUAACUACUUGUAAGAAAGUGGGAACUUGAUUUGAGUCCUCUCGUUAUUGUGCCGCGCGUCCAGGAGCGAGACGUAGCGCAGUUUGCCAGCAAACAACCUCCUCCGAGUAAUUUUUCAGCAUGGUGGUGCCCCUGCCGCCAAUCUACAUCACCCCGGUGCCUUCCGAGUACGCACUAAAAUGUCGUCCCUGGUUCACCGUUUUCGCGUUUGUCAUGCUGGUCGAAUCCAUCCAGAAGAUGUUUCUGGAUCUCGAGAUUUUUCCGGGUUUCAUAUCAAAAUGAAAAAUCCCCCCUCCCCAUAUCAAAACGGAAAUUUGUGAUGCUCAUUUGUGACCACAAAUCAGCUUUGUAUUGCAGAGAGGCACUGCGGCCAGAUCCCCAGGCUAGGUAGGGGCGUAUGGGUCUAGUAGUUCAGCAUGGCAAACGGCCCCCCUUUAGGCCCAACAGCAUGACAAAUCGCUUCCACAAUGGGGCGGAAGCUUCUGGCCUUGUCUUCUUGCAAGACAGAUGUGAUUUGUGACCUCAAAUCCGCAACGCAAAUUUUUGGAAACAUACCUUUUCAAUAUGGGGAGGGGGGAUUUUUCCUCUCAAUAUUUCAUGGUGGCGAUCCUGGCUGGCGUGGGGUUCUACUGCCUGCGCGACAAGUCCGUCGACAUGCACUGUCUCAUGACUUGGGGUAAGUAUGUACUUGGCAGGGCGAGAUGCUUCAUUCACAUUUUUUGUCAAGCGCAAGCAUGACGCUCUGAAGUUCGCUGUACGACCCCACAGAUCUUACAUAGAGACCAUAAUUUCACUCGGUAGAAGCAACUAAAAGGGAACAGGUCGGUGGUGAAUCGAAUGCAUUAUGUUGAAGAAAUGGAUUUUCAAACUGAAUCUUAAUGCAGGCAUGGUGUGCAUGAUCAAUGGGGUUCUUACGGUGGUGUUGCUGAUUGAUCGAGUCGUGCGUCCCAUGUCCGAGCCGCUCUUCGUCACGAGCAACGACCAACUGCGGGACAAAGGCGUUUGGGUCCACAACACGAAGUCCCUGAUCCGCAUCGCAAGUCCCGUAGCGAUGUUGUGCGUCGCCGGGCUCACCUAUCGGGUAAGUACCUACUGAUCAUGCUGAUGUUUUGUACACCACGUCAACGGACGAUCUUUCUUUAUUUAUUGCCUCUAAAGGUGCUAAAGGUGACGAAUUUUAAUGACAUGUUUCUUACUUUAUGAGGUUUACAACGAGGUGAUGGAUACCCUCGACGAUAUGGCGGCAGACCAGCAGGUGCGAAAUAAUAUGAAAGUGAAAAGAGUUGUGGGCGCGCAGCGACAGAAGCGUCUUCAUGAUGUGUUUAUAUCAGAAAUAUGUGAAAAAUUCUUCAUCUACAUCUUGCUGUACGUCUGAGAUCACAGGUUUUAUCCGCAGCUGCGGAUCAAGGUUUGAUCCGCAGCAACAUGCUCGCUUGUUUAAGUAAGCAUCACAGGCGGAAGAUCACGUAUGCGAAAUUCAGCACUGCUAUGUGACGAAGACGAUGGUCAUGUUGCUGCGCAUCUACGGUUUUUCUUUUCCAAAACGAUUGCGAUACAAGAGCAGCGAGAGCAAUACGUCGCGGGGACAAAAUAUUCUUCGAAUCUCGAUCGGCUUUUUGUUGUUAUAUAAUUCUAACGACGCAUUUCCAUUUGCAUUGCUUUGAUUUUGAUGGGCGAAGGGACUUUUCUGAGAACAAUUUGAAUUCAGUAAUGAGAGCUACAAAGAACUACAAUUUGCAGAUGGUAGCUAAGUUGUGUCGCUAAAUAGACGAGUGCCGGUUCCCACAACAGCAGAAGUAGAGCGAGAUUUGUGGAAGUUUUUAAGCGAGCUAUACAGCAGAGCAGACGCAGCGGCUGAACCAACGCCAGAGCGCAGGUGCGCCACAAAAUACGAAUGCCAGCAAUACCGGCACGACGUUCACACCCUUUGGGGGAGUUGGUAAUCAAUUGGGCGGAGAACUGGACUAAAUUAGGAUCGGAAACUGCGUCUAAAGUCUUGUGCAAGCCAGUGCAGAACCAAUGUAAAAUUACUUAGUUCGGUCUGUAGUGCAACUAGUACUAGUAGACCAUUCCAAGUUGUACUAGUGCUUCUGAGCAGCUGAACAUUUGUUGUUCCCCCCACCUCUCAAACGUGUAUAAUGUAUUUCGACUGUUGCGCCUCCAUGUACCUCUCCGCAUGCAAAAACGUAUAGUUUCGAGGAUCAUGGAGAAGUGCAUUUAGCAAACUUUGUACUCAAACGGAAAGCGGAUGAAGUGGCUCCCCGGCAUCAAGCGAAAAAGGAGUACGCAAGAAGUGCUUGAAGUUGUACAAGACGUAUCUAUACUGCAUCGGAACCUGACUGGUUCCGCAUCUAACCUCUGGCAUCUUGGUGAUGUUCUGGUUCUCCUCGCUUCUUGCUGAGUCUCUGAUUUAAAAUGUUGAGUGGUUGUUUGACAGGUCCAGAUAGUUGGUAUACAACACAAAUCAUAUGAAAUACUAGACAGCGCCAGCAUUGUUCACAAACGUAGAUGUUUGAUGUUGAUGUACCUAUGUAUGCCAUCCGGACCGCUCGCUUUUAAGUUCAAGACUAAAUAGAUGCAAAUGCUCGGUUGUAUCAAAGUUGGGUUUUAUUUGUAGAACCACAGAGUGAGAUAAUCACAAUUCUCCUCUCACGUUGCGGUCGCGGAACAUAGAGCCAAGUGUUCUCCCGAAGCAUGAUUGCCGAGACAGCGCCACUCGUCGGCGAGAGAUCGGAUAAGCGGAGAAACGCAAACACACGAGGGAUGAAGUGCUUUGAGUUUCAUUUUCGACAAAAAUGAAUCGGUGACCCAUUGCGUUUGGCCCCGAGCCCGGCGAACCGGAACCCACUUCCCGUUUGCAGAGCAAGGAACCGACGGCGGAUUACCGUGAGGGAGAUAUAGAUGGAACAAAGGGGCGCCACCUCCCCACAGUGAGGCAGUUCAUUGUAGCAUCGAGGGAAGGGCUUCCUAAGUGUAAGCUGGAACCGGGGUCGGCCGCGUGCGCCAAAAGCGCGGCGCCCCGCCGAGCGAAGGUGGAAAAGUGUGGACAUCCCCGCCCAAUAAAGGCGCGCUGGUAGCCAAGAAGUGAGAGCUUUUUUUAUAGUGCGCGUUCAUCCCCGCGGUAUGCUUGCGAAAGAGUAGUAAACUCGGACCCUUCGUUUGGCCGCAGUGACGUCGUCGAUCGCAAGAAGGAAAUAGAAAAAUCAAAAAAGUCGCCCAUUUGUAAAUAUGCGCCUUGCGCUGAACUCGG